AUGUCCACCACGCCCACCUCCCACGGCGCACCGUAUCACCAACAGCUGCAGAGCCACAUCGAAGCCCUUCUCAUUCUCUUUAUCCGCGACUUCUGCGCAGAAGGAGCGAGUCCCACCCGCAGCGGCUACCGCGCCUCUCACCUUCAAGCCAUCGCCCAGACCUUCUAUGUGCUGCAGAUAGUUCAAUGCAGUACCGCUGCGCGGUGCGCGCAAGAGACACCUUACUCGCUCCUCCAGACAGGCGGCGGCACAGGACGUCUCGACGUGUGCACGGAGCGUGACUUGUACUACCGCAACCGGCCACUCUUUGCGCCGCGAGGGCAGCGCGCGACCCACGAAAGUAUCAAGCGGCUAUGCGGUUGGCUCGAAGUUGUGGCGCGUGUGCCUCCUCAUCAACAGCGUGGAGAAGGACCUGUGCUGACUUCGCUCUUUCGAAGUCCUCGCUGCCUUCUGUCACGGCCGUGGAAGGGAACUCAGGGCGCGGCGUCAAGGACGCCGCUCUACACGCGCGAGUCGCUAGGCAUUACAGCCGCUGGUAAGAGUCUCUUGGCCGGUGCAAUCACGCUGGAGCUGUGUGAUCCAGUGGAACUGAUUGACGUGUCCGCGCACGGUUCUGUGGGCAUCACGCUGACGUACUCCCUCGCGGCCCGUAUGGUGGGGUGUCGAGAGACUGGCGUCUGGCAAGCAGCACGUAACGGUAUUUCAUCGAGCCGGCCGUAUAAGCUUGUCCUGAUUGAGAAGGAGAGUGUUCAUCAUGCUGUACUGCAGUCCAUGAUGAAGAGCGGCACUCCGCGCACGUACUCGUGGAUCCUUCUGUGCACAAAAGGAUACCCGUGCGUUGCCGCCCGGGAGUGGCUGCGUCGUGUUCAUGCCCUGCAGCCCGCCCUGCAGCUCUACAUCAUGGUUGACGGGGACCCGCAUGGGCUGGAUAUCGCUCUGACAGUCAUGGGGCUGCUGAGCUCGAAAGGAUACCCGUCGCCUAUCGCGUCCUCACAGCCCAAGCCUACCUUGUCCUCCUUUUCGUCCCUUUCCGGUACCACGCCUGCAUCUGCAGAGACAGCGAAGGUGAAGGAGCUGCUUCCGCUCCGCUUCCUCGGUGUGUGCCCUUCCCUCGUGUGGAGUUGCAGUAUCGAUAGCGAGGCGCCUCUCACCGCCGGCUUCCUCGGUGGUCUCACCUCCUCACAAGGCAUUCCCCUUACAAUGCAUGAUGUGCAGGUACUCAAGCGGAUCACUUCAAUCGUGCAGGCCGCGUUGGCAUCGACACCAGAGGCGUCAGACAGUGCUACGUCGCUCAGAGAGUGCGACACGGCCAUCGUACGCCACACCCUCCAGCGCGUACUAAAGGAGGCGGAGUGGAUGCAGCGAGCCCGGAUCAAGUGCGAGCUUCAAUUCGCCUGCGGACCCAUCGGCCCACUGACAUUCAUGGAGCAGCACGUGCAGCGGUGCGAUGCGGAAGUGAGUGAAGGAUGCUGA
Molecule: messenger RNA, 1473 nt
Organism: Leishmania major strain Friedlin
Lineage: Eukaryota; Euglenozoa; Kinetoplastea; Trypanosomatida; Trypanosomatidae
Exons: 1
Coding region: 1-1473 (490 amino acids)
Biological process (GO): meiotic DNA double-strand break processing; meiotic DNA double-strand break formation; reciprocal meiotic recombination
Cellular component (GO): nuclear chromosome
Molecular function (GO): DNA topoisomerase type II (double strand cut, ATP-hydrolyzing) activity; DNA binding
Source: RefSeq, a predicted model, not a curated record